AUGGGCCUGCCUGAGGAUUUCAACGACCAACAAACUUCUUUCGACGCUGAAAAAGAGCAAUACACUCCCUAUGAGUACCAGGAGGAGGGCAACACCUCCUGGGCAGGUGCUCUGCCGGUGAAGCAAGGUCUGUAUGACCCAGACCUUGAGAAAGAUGCUUGCGGUGUAGGCUUUGCUUGCCACAUCAAGGGCAAGCCUAGCCACAAGAUUGUCAGCGAUGCGCGCAACCUGCUCUGCAACAUGACCCACAGAGGUGCUGUGGGUUCUGAUGUGCGAGACGGUGAUGGCGCUGGCGUCAUGACGUCCAUCCCUCACAAGUUCUUCAUCAAGAACUUUGAGCGCGAGGAGAACAUUAAGCUGCCUCCUCUGGGCCAGAGUCCAAGAGGCAGUUGGAAGACAUUGCCGAAUCGUUGGGUCUGCGAGUCCUGGGAUGGCGAAGGCCUCCCGUGGACUCGACCCUACUCGGUCCCGCUGCCAGGUCCCGCGAGCCUAUCAUCCUCCAGCCCUUUGUCGUCCUUGCCUCUGCCUACGGCACUGGCGUCGAGCCCGAAAUGA
Verticillium dahliae VdLs.17 is the source of this 555-nucleotide messenger RNA. RefSeq names its product ferredoxin-dependent glutamate synthase. The coding region runs from base 1 to 555 and encodes 184 amino acids. The record is from RefSeq and is a predicted model, not a curated record. The transcript is spliced from 4 exons. NCBI's taxonomy places the organism in Eukaryota, Fungi, Ascomycota, Sordariomycetes, Glomerellales, Plectosphaerellaceae.